CAGAGAGACUAAAGACAAACAGCAUCCAUCUUCUCCCCCAUUUGGGUUUCGUGACACUGACACUCUGCUUCUAAGCUUUAGUUUUUCUCUUUUUUCUCUCAAUACUGUUUCACUAAAAAAUGCCAAUCAAAAAAGAUCCUUCGAUUCCACCGCCGAUGAUCAGCAAGAUCGGCCCUUACACCGUCUUCGUUACCCCUCCGUCAACCCCUUCUCCAACUGACCCUCCUGUUUUUCACUCUCCCAAGAAGGCGGCGCCGCCUUCUCCUUCUCCUUAUCCUUCUGCUCCGCCGCCUGUCCAGCCACCUCCCCAACAGUUCGACAAGUCUUUCCUUACUUCCCAAUCCCUUUCCGAUGGUUCAUUUUUGGGUUUCUUCAAAAACGCUGCCUUCAAACUCCAAAACGCUCAUUCAAGCUUGGAUGACCAUUUAGCUCGUUGGUUCGGCUUAAAUCAGUCCAAGUAUCAAUGGGCAUUGGACGAUUAUUAUGAGAGCAAGGGAUUGGAAAAGGAAGGUGUAAAAGUGAAAGAAAUAUCUAGCAAAAUACAGAGUGUGUAGCAUACUUCUUGUCCCCGAACUUGCACUGAGUAAGGGUGGUGGUUGUUUGUGGUCGAAAGAUGUCCAGGUUCAAAAAGGGAACUUCGUUUGAUGUCUCGGGAUCGGAUCAGGAUUGUAUGUGCUUAUGUUCUUCCUUAUACUAUAGUAGCUAACUGAGCUUGUUUGUAUAUUGGGGUUACCAAGUUAAUCUCUCUAGCAUUUGAGAUUUGCUAUAAACUGUGGACAUGUUCUUCUAUCUGUUGUCAUGUUAUUAAAAUGCAUCAUUUUGUUGCUUAA
This is a messenger RNA of Gossypium raimondii (Peruvian cotton), 830 nucleotides long. RefSeq lists its product as uncharacterized. Lineage: Eukaryota; Viridiplantae; Streptophyta; Magnoliopsida; Malvales; Malvaceae. The coding region runs from base 120 to 554 and encodes 144 amino acids. The transcript has 4 exons. The record is from RefSeq and is a predicted model, not a curated record.